GUGAAGGAAUGGGCUCGAAGAAGACUCCAGAUGCAAGAGGCGCGUCUCGAAAAACGUGUCAUUUAGAAGAGAGUCUGUUUCCUGCAGGAACUGCAGUUGGCAGCUGUAGCCACAGUCGGUUGCGAGAAAGCUCCCCACCUGGGGAAGCCAGACGGCUCACGUGUGCGCUCGGCAGGGAGGACGCGGCGGCCGCGGGACUCGAACCGGUUGUCCAGAGGCGCCCUGGGGUCUGUCUGCGGCCUGGCCUGCUGGCCCAAAUUAAAGUGGGAGGAAGCCGGCGUGCACAGCUGUCUUCGGUCGUGCUAAGGCCUCCGCUCCCUGCCUUCUCCCCUCUCUCCCGCCUCCCGCCCCAGAAAUGAUCUCAAGCGUUGCCAGUUUGAUUCCAGAGCCCCACUCGGCUGACACAGCAGACCUCAGCAGCGGCGUUGUGAGGACUUAGCUGGGACCUGGAAGCGUAUCCUCCUGUGUUUUUUCAGACUCCUUGGAAAUUAAGGAAUGCAAUUCUGCCACCAUGAUGGAAGGAUUGAAAAAACGUACAAGGAAGGCCUUUGGAAUACGGAAGAAAGAAAAGGACACUGAUUCUACAGGUUCACCAGAUCGAGAUGGAAUUCAGCCCAGCCCACAUGAACCACCCUACAAUAACAAAGCAGAGUGUGCGCGUGAAGGAGGAAAAAAAGUUUCGAAGAAAAGCAAUGGGGCUCCAAAUGGAUUUUAUGCAGAAAUCGAUUGGGAAAGAUACAAUUCACCUGAGCUGGAUGAAGAAGGCUACAGCAUCAGACCUGAGGAACCCGGCUCUACCAAAGGAAAGCACUUUUAUUCUUCAAGUGAAUCGGAAGAGGAAGAAGAAUCGCACAAGAAAUUCAAUAUCAAGAUUAAACCAUUGCAAUCUAAAGACAUUCUUAAGAAUGCGGCAACUGUAGAUGAACUGAAGGCAUCGAUAGGCAACAUUGCACUUUCCCCGUCACCAGUGAGGAAAAGUCCGAGGCGCAGCCCGGGUGCAAUUAAAAGGAACUUAUCCAGUGAAGAAGUGGCAAGACCCCGGCGUUCCACACCAACUCCAGAACUUAUAAGCAAAAAGCCUCCUGAUGACACCGUGGCCCUUGCUCCCCUCUUUGGCCCGCCAUUAGAAUCAGCUUUUGAUGAACAGAAGACAGAAGUUAUUUUAGAUCAGCCUGAGAUAUGGGGUUCAGGCCAGCCAAUUAAUCCCAGCAUGGAGUCGCCAAAGUUAACAAGGCCUUUUCCCACCGGAACACCUCCACCACUGCCUCCAAAAAAUGUACCAGCCACCCCACCUCGAACAGGCUCCCCCUUAACAGUUGGACCAGGAAAUGAACAGUCAGCCACAGAGGCCAAAAUUGAAAAACUACCUUCCAUCAAUGACUUGGACAGCAUUUUUGGCCCAGUGUUGUCCCCCAAGUCUGUUGCCGUGUACACUGAAGAAAAGUGGGUCCAUUUCUCUGACAAUUCCCCGGAACAUGUUACUCCAGAGUUGACUCCAAGGGAAAAGGUGGUGUCCCCACCGGCAGCAUCAGACAACCCAGAUGACUCCCCGGCUCCAGUCCCUCCUGGCCCCCCGGUGCCCGUGGGUCCCCCAGGACCUCCUGGGCCUCCUGGGCCUCCUGGGCCUCCUCGCAAUGUACCAUCUCCGCUCAAUUUAGAAGAAGUCCAGAAGAAAGUCGCUGAGCAGACCUUCAUUAAAGAUGAUUACUUAGAAACAAUCUCAUCUCCUAAAGAUUUUGGGUUGGGACAGAGAGCAACUCCACCUCCCCCACCACCACCCACCUACAGGACUGUUGUCUCGUCCCCUGGACCUGGCUCGGGCAGUGGUACGGGGACCGCCAGUGGUGCAUCAUCUCCUGCUCGACCAGCCACUCCCUUGGUUCCCUGCAGCAGUACCACGCCACCUCCUCCUCCUCCCAGGCCUCCCUCCCGGCCAAAGCUACCUCCAGGAAAACCUGGAGUUGGAGAUGUGCCCAGACCCUUUAGCCCACCCAUACAUUCUUCCAGCCCUCCUCCGAUAGCACCCUUAGCCCGGGCUGAAAGCACUUCUUCAAUAUCGUCAACCAAUUCCCUGAGUGCAGCCACCACUCCCACAGUUGUGUCAGAAGAUGAUGUUUUUUAUGACAAACUGCCCUCGUUUGAAAGGCGCUGUGACACGCCUGCAGAGAAUGAACAGCCUUCCCUCGUUUGGUUUGACAGAGGAAAGUUUUAUUUGACUUUUGAAGGUUCUUCCAGGGGCCCCAGCCCCCUAACCAUGGGCGCCCAGGAUACCCUCCCUGUUGCAGCAGCAUUUACAGAAACUGUCAAUGCCUACUUCAAAGGAGCAGAUCCAAGCAAAUGUAUCGUUAAGAUUACUGGAGAAAUGGUGUUGUCUUUUCCUGCUGGCAUCACCAGACACUUUGCCAACAACCCAUCCCCAGCUGCUCUGACUUUUCGGGUGAUAAAUUUCAGCAGGUUAGAACAUGUCCUGCCAAAUCCCCAACUUCUCUGCUGUGAUAAUACACAAAAUGAUGCCAAUUCCAAGGAAUUCUGGGUAAACAUGCCAAAUCUGAUGACUCACCUAAAAAAAGUGUCGGAACAAAAACCCCAGGCUACAUAUUAUAAUGUGGACAUGCUCAAAUAUCAGGUGUCUGCCCAGGGCAUUCAGUCCACGCCUCUGAACCUGGCAGUGAACUGGCGAUGUGAGCCUGCAAGCACUGACCUGCGCAUAGAUUACAAAUACAACACGGACGCCAUGACCACGGCCGUGGCCCUGAACAACGUGCAGUUCCUGGUCCCCAUAGACGGAGGCGUGACCAAGCUCCAGGCCGUGCUUCCGCCCGCAGUCUGGAAUGCUGAACAACAAAGAAUACUGUGGAAGAUUCCCGAUAUCUCUCAGAAGUCAGAAAAUGGAGGGGUGGGUUCCUUAUUAGCAAGAUUUCAGCUAUCUGAAGGCCCAAGCAAACCUUCCCCACUGGUUGUGCAGUUCACAAGUGAAGGAAGCACUCUUUCUGGCUGUGACAUUGAACUUGUUGGAGCAGGGUACCGGUUUUCACUCAUCAAGAAAAGAUUUGCAGCAGGAAAAUACUUGGCAGAUAACUAAUAAAAUCUUAUGCAAGGAUCUGGAGGAUUCAUAUAAUGGAGAACUGUUGUAUGAGAACAGGUUUUAAUUCUGGUUUGAUGAGAGCAAACCAAUAUCUGCACUUGGGAUCUAUCAGCUGGAAAGUCGAUGGCUUUCAGCAGUGAUUUCCCUCACACCACACCAUGAUGACCAGUCCUACAGUAUUUACUUCUAGGUGUAAUAUUGUUAAUGGUUUUAAAAUGUAAUUAUUGUAUUUGUAAAUUGUAUUAUCAUUCCAGUAAGGCAGUUAGACACUUGAGUUUUAGCAUUUUACCAUUCCUGAAACGGAUGUAAUUUAAACUGUGGUAUGUAAAUUUAAUAGUAGUACUGUUGAAUGGCACAAUGCUUACAGAGGUAGGUUGCAUUUUGUCAAUAUAUAAAAUUUAAAUAUAAUAUUGAUAGCUGUCAUAAAGGGGGUGCCACAUAUAAAGAAACUUCAAUGGAACCAGAAGAAAAAAGAACUUACUUUUCUUUAGUCCUUAGUAUGUUUUACUCUAGUGCUAAAUAAAAAUUCUAUCUUCAAAUGUUUAGUGGGUUAAAUUCAGAAACUAUUUCAGAAAAAAAUUCUAAGGUUACAGCAUAUUCAAAGAAAAGCAUUAAUUACCACUUUUUAAAAAGCUUUUUUUUCAAACUGCAAAUUUCAUAAAAAUGCAAACUGUAAACAGGGCCUCUUAUUUUUAUAACUUGUGUAAAAAGGGAAAGCAAUUCAUAUUUAAAGUUUAAGUAUAUUAAAUGAUAACCAAGAGUAAAGAAGAUGUCAAAAUCUUAACUACUUCCCCCUCUCUCUGCAGUUUAACAAAUGUGGAGAUUGCUGAAUAACCAGUCAGACUAAAAGCAAAAUUGUGACUAAGAUUUCAAGACCUUCCGUAGUUGAACUGGUCAACAACGUUUGCACAAUUCCUCUGAACAGAUGGUCUCUCUCACCCAGCCUGAGGGAAUGAUACCUCAUGUCUUCCUCUUUACCCACAGGAAUCAAAACACUGAGAAUAAGAAUCUCAGAAAAUAAUUUUUAGUUCCCUGUUUAGAUCCAGAAGGAGAAUUUUAAUUAUCAUUUUUAUCAUUUGGGAAAGAACAAAUAAGCUUUAUAAAUGAAAUUCUAUUCACGUUAUUGUACAAUAAAUUUCCUUUUGGAUGAUUAAGAUUCAUUGUAUAAAACUGUCAAUCUUUGCUAUUGUUGGGGAAUCAAGAGAAGAGUCAUCCAAGUCAUCUCAUUGUUCCAAGGACCACAAAAAUUGCAAUUCCUCAGUCUGGCCCCAGGACGUGGGGAGUCAGAGAGAAUUCCUUCAACAAACCCAGUUGUAAAAUCUUCCCCCAUUAAGAUCUGAAAACAUUAUUCUGCCUUUAAGUCAUAAAACUUAUUUUAAACAUAAACACCAAGUCCUAUUCUGGGUUAUAUUAUUAAAUAACUAAAAUUAAUUGUUCUAUUUGCCAUUAGCUGCUAAAUUUCAUUUUAUAUUCACUCAAAUUUGACAAAGAAUCUUUAGCCCCUUUAAAUUUUAGAUUGAAAUUAAAUUUUUUAGAUCUCACUUUUAAAAUGAGAUUGUGACUGGUAAUUGUUUAUAGUGGAAAUUUUUAAAUUACUCUUUGUACUCUUCAAUCAAUGCUUGCUACCAAAAGAAUGUUCAGAAUGACCUGUUUUACCUUGAAAGAAUUCUAAGUAUUCAAACAAACUGUCAGUUGGUUCCCCAAAGCCCUGUGGUGUUGAAGUUUUUUUGAACAAACUAAUUAAUAUACUCAUUUUAAGUAAAAAUAUUCAAUCUGACUUCGAAACCAAAUUUGAAAAAUGCAAACCUUUAAAUCCCCAAAACAUGGGAAAAUUCAGAACACUAAAACCAUUGGAGAGUAUACAGCAGAAAAUUGAGAAUUAUCUAUAGUAUGAAAAUAAAAAAACAUGGUUUUUAAAUAUCAGUUCAUGAAAAAACAUUGAAUAUUAACACAAAGCAUAUUAAAAAUAUGUAAAUAUUACUGGUUCUCAUGUUUUUCUCUUUAUAUUUUAUUUUAUAUAGAUUUAGAAUGAAUUAGUAAUUAAACACAGUUUUUUUUCCAAAGAAUAAUUUUGUCAAUAUUGUAAAAAACGUAAUUAAAAAUAUAGAUUUUAGUAGUUUCUAACAUUAUUCAGAUGUUUCCAGGAACUAAAUUUGAAACUAUGAAGAACUGCUAUGACCCCAUAUUUGGCCUUCAUGAAACCAAAUAGAAGUCAGUGAUUUCAAAAUUGUUAAACCUUGAAUAACCAGAACCUCAGUAGAGAAUGUAUUCCUUCCCCCUUCAGAAAACAGGUCAAAUAAUAACACAGCAAGUUUAUAUCAGGGAUUUAGAUUUUGGUGUUUUGUUUUGUUUUGUUUUGUUUUAUUUUCUUUUGUUUUAGUUGUAGGUCAAACCUAUAUUUUCACAGUACUGUAGAAUAAGAUUUCAUGUUUUAAAAAAAAAGAUCCUAAACAAUGCAAAAGUCUCAGUUAUCAAAGACAUAUCAAGUCAGGUUCAUGAUCAGUUCCUAGGUCAGAACAAAGUAGAUAGUAUAUCUUAAGAUGAUUUUCAGUAUAAAGGGUUAAAAUAAAAAGUUCUAGUUAACCUGAACACUGUCUCCUGAACAUUAUGAUUCCAAAAGACUAUGCUCUAACAAGAUAGAAAAUAUAAAUGGUACUGCUUUAUUUUGGCAACAUGAAAAGUAUGUUUUCUCUUCAAAUAAAUCCCAUAUUUUUAUGAAAUUUUUAAAAAAUAAAUUCUUAUUAUAAUUAGUCUGAA
Messenger RNA from Sciurus carolinensis (gray squirrel), 5842 nucleotides. RefSeq names its product SH3GL interacting endocytic adaptor 1 (gene Sgip1). Lineage: Eukaryota; Metazoa; Chordata; Mammalia; Rodentia; Sciuridae. Bases 512 to 3082 code for a protein of 856 amino acids. The record is from RefSeq and is a predicted model, not a curated record. The transcript is spliced from 27 exons. Gene Ontology annotation, biological process: clathrin-dependent endocytosis; synaptic vesicle endocytosis; clathrin coat assembly. Gene Ontology annotation, cellular component: clathrin-coated vesicle; clathrin-coated pit; plasma membrane.